AUGACUGAUGAAUACCAUGCUCUUAUCAAGAAUGAGACAUGGGAAUUAACACCGAGGUUGCCAAACAUGAAUGUCAUUCGAAGCAUGUGGUUAUUUAAACACAAGUUUAAAUCUGAUGGGUCGUUAGAACGUUACAAGGCGAGGCUAGUGUGUGACGGUCGCCUUCAGCAGGUUGGUAUUGAUUGUGGAGACACUUUUAGUCCGGUUGUUAAACCGGCAACCAUACGUACGGUACUAUCCAUUGUUUUGUCACAAAAUUGGAAAAUAUAUCAGCUAGACGUUACGAAUGCGUUUUUGCAUGGUCACUUACAAGAGACCGUAUACAUGUAUCAACCCAUGGGGUUUCGGAAUAAGGAUUUUCCGAAUCAUGUCUAUCGGCUUAAGAAGUUCUUAUACGGUUUGAAACAGGCACCAAGGGCGUGGUAUCAACGGUUCACUGAUUAUGUUAUCACCUUGGGGUUCGUGCAAAACACCUUACGGGCCACUCUCUUGUCUCAUCUAGCGUCCGAGUUUGCUAUGAAAGAUCUCGGGCCCCUUAGCUUCUUUCUCGGCCUCUCAGUAAAGAGAUACAAAAGCACCAUGUUCCUCUCACAGCAAGCAUAUGCACAGGAAAUCAUUGAACGAGCGGGCAUGUCCUCCUGUAACCCAGUGCACACACCUAUUGACUCCCACUCCAAGCUUAGUUCGGCCUUUGGCACCGAUUUUCACGACCCCACUCUAUAUCGUAGUCUCGCAGGUGCCCUUCAGUAUCUGACGUUCACCAGGCCAGACAUCAGUUAUGAGGUCCAGCAAAUCUGUAUCCACAUGCAUGCCCCAAAAACCGGCCAUUGGAAUGCCCUCAAACGUAUAAUUCGGUACAUUUAUGGCACUACUACUUUCGGCCUGACACUUGGUCCUUCUAAAGACCCACACUUAAUUGCUUAUACUGAUGCCGAUUGGGCCGGUUGCCCUGACACACGACGUUCUACUAGUGGGUUCUGUGUUUAUUAUGGUGAUAAUUUGCUAUCAUGGUCUUCGAGAUGCCAAGCAACGAUCUCUCGUUCUAGUGCAGAGGCUGAAUACCGUGGCAUUGCCAAUGUUGUUGCCGAACGUAUUGGCGAUAUACUUGCAUCGUUAGCGGGUUGGUAA
Messenger RNA from Helianthus annuus (common sunflower), 1128 nucleotides. RefSeq lists its product as uncharacterized. NCBI's taxonomy places the organism in Eukaryota, Viridiplantae, Streptophyta, Magnoliopsida, Asterales, Asteraceae. The transcript has 3 exons. The coding region runs from base 1 to 1128 and encodes 375 amino acids. The record is from RefSeq and is a predicted model, not a curated record.